This is a messenger RNA of Paramecium tetraurelia, 419 nucleotides long. RefSeq lists its product as uncharacterized. The transcript has a single exon. The record is from RefSeq and is a predicted model, not a curated record. NCBI's taxonomy places the organism in Eukaryota, Ciliophora, Oligohymenophorea, Peniculida, Parameciidae.
AUGUUAAAGAUUUUACUGAAAUCUUAUAUCAACUAAUUUGCACACUUACUUCUCAAGAGAGGAUCGGAAUAUUUACAUUUCCAAAUCAUAAAUUUUAAGAAUGUCAAAUCAAAAUUUAGUGAGAUUAAUAAUAACAAACUUUUGUAUUUAUCCAUUGUUAAAGUGUAUCAUAUAAAAGUUAGUCUUCAAUUCAUAAUAUUAUGAGGAUUCAAAAUGAGAAAUAAUACAAGAAAACUUGAAUUUUUUAAUGAAAAAGUUAUAUGUUUUAAUUAUAUAUAUCAGUUAUAGUUUGUAAUGUAUUAAAAGUGAAGAAGUAAUGAAUAAGACUUGUGAUCACUGGUAAACGACGAUUAGAAGAUUAUGAACGGAAUGACAAUAAUUAAAGAUUAAAAGGAUUUAAAAUAAAAUAUUCUUUAAUA